CUCCGCCCCGCGUGCGCGCGCGGCCCCGCGGAAACGUGCAGGCGCCCGGGAAGCCAGAGGCUGAGGUGGCAUCGGCCCUGAAAACAUGGAGCUUCCGCAGAUGCCGGAGCUGAUGGGGCUGUCGCUGUUACUCGGGCUGCUGGCCCUGAUGGCGACAGCGGCGGUAGCGCGAGGGUGGCUGCGCGCAGAGGAAGAGACCGGCCGGCCCGUCGGCCAGAAAGCAAAUGGAUUGCCACCUGACAAGUCCUUGAAAUCCAAGAAGCAGAAACAGCGGAUUCGCAAGGAGAAGCCUCAGCAACACAACUUCACCCACCGCCUCCUGGCUGCAGCCUUGAAGAGCCACAAUGGGAACAUAUCUUGCAUGGACUUUAGCAGCAAUGGCAAGUACCUGGCCACCUGUGCAGAUGAUCGUACCAUCCGCAUCUGGAGCACCAAGGAUUUCCUGCAGCGGGAGCAUCGCAGCAUGAGAGCAAAUGUGGAGCUGGACCAUGCCAUCCUGGUGCGCUUCAGCCCUGACUGCAGAGCUUUCAUCGUCUGGCUGGCGAAUGGAGACACCCUCCGUGUCUUCAAGAUGACUAAGCGAGAGGACGGAGGUUAUACUUUCACAGCCACCCCAGAGGACUUUCCUAAAAAGCACAAAGCUUCCAUUGUCAACAUUGGCAUUGCCGACACAGGGAAGUUCAUCAUGACUGCUUCCAGUGACACGACCAUCCUCAUCUGGAAUCUGAAAGGUCAGGUGCUGUCCACCAUCAACACCAACCAGAUGAAUAAUACGUAUGCGGCUAUAUCCCCCUGUAGCAGGUUUGUGGCCUCGUGUGGCUUCACCCCAGAUGUAAAAGUUUGGGAAGUCUGCUUUGGGAAAAAAGGGGACUUUCAGGAAGUUGUUCGAGCUUUUGAACUGAAGGGCCACUCUGCAGCUGUCCACUUCUUCGCUUUCUCCAAUGACUCCCGGAGGAUGGCCUCUGUCUCCAAGGAUGGUACCUGGAAACUGUGGGACACAGAUGUGGAGUACAAGAAGCAACAGGACCCCUACUUGCUGAGGACAGGCCGCUUUCAAGAAGCGAGCACCAUGCCGUGUCGCCUGGCACUCUCCCCUGACUCCCAAGUCUUGGCCUUGGCCUGUGGCACCAGUAUUCAUCUGUACAGUACCCGGAGGGGUGAGGAGGAGGAGCGCUUUGAGCAGGUCCAUGGAGAGUGUAUCACUGACUUGUCCUUUGACAUCACUGGCCGGUUUCUGGCCUCCUGCGGGGACCGGGCGGUGCGGCUCUUCCACAACGCCCCUGGCCACCGAGCAGUGGUGGAAGAAAUGCAGGGCCUUUUGAAGCGGGCCUCCAAUGAGAGCACCCGCCAGAGGCUACAGCAGCAGCUGACGCAGGCCCAGGAGGCCCUGAAGAGCCUGGGUGCCUUGAAGAAAUGACUCUGGGGGUACAGCACUGCUGCCGCCACUGCUGCCUCUUCUCCAGCAGGUCUCUGACUCUUACAAUUCCCAUAUCACAAUCGGUGACUCGACAGCCUUGCCGGUCACUUAGGCAGCACAUGGCUGAGCUGGGAUUCAAGGCGGCGGAGUCUGGGUCUAGAGCUCAUGUUCCUGCUGGUUCUCCAGCUGUGGCAGGAGUCAGAAUCACCUGGGGCCAGGGUUUAACUACAAAGGGCCCAGGACCUCUCCUGUUUCCGCGGGCCUGGGCAUCUGUGUUCUUUAUGAACUCUCAGGUGAGUCUGAUACCGGUGUUUGGGAACCAUGCCCUGUGCUAGUCUGCCUUGAUCUUAAAUGUUAUUCCUACUCUACUGCCCUGAUCCUACAGGUGUUUCCUUGCUUGUGCCCAAUGAUGGAGGAGCUGCAGGUCAGCCACCCAGGGCCCUCUCAGUGGGCUCUCCCAUUCCCUGCUAGGCCCCAGAAAUCCCCAACUCUUGUCCCUGGUCACAAGGCCAUCACCUCACUUCUCUCGGGAGCCUCUCUGUGUGUUUUGUUUUUUUUUUUGUUUUUUGUUUUUUUUGGCUCCGCCUGGGGCAUGCAGAAAUCCCGGGCCAGGCAUCAAACCCUUGCCUUAGCUGUAACCAGAGCCACAGCAGUAACAAUGCCAGGUCCUUAACCUCUAGGCCACAGGGAACUCCAGGAGCCCCUCUUUGGAAACUGCCUUUCUCAUGUUACCUCAGAUUAACAUAAUGGCUCCUCAGUGCUUUUCCAAGCUGAACAUUUCUCCAUCUCUACCCCACAUUGUGUUAUCAUCUAUCUGUGCUGUGAUUAUCUGGAGAGUACGUGACAUGUCUGAUGAACUUCAGUAUCCUCACAGCUUAACAUAGGGUCAGUUGGUCAAAUAAAAGAACGUCCAGUUCCCUUUGUGGGUUAAGAAACCCACAUAAUUUUCAUCAGGAUGCAGUUUCAAUCCCUGGCCUGGCUCAGUGGGUUAAGGGUCUGGCGUUGCCACAGGUUGUGGCGUAGGUCACAAAUGCGGUUCAGAUGCCAUGUUGCUGUGGCUGUGAUGUAGGCCGGCAGCUGCAGCUCUGAUCCGACCCCUAGCCUGACCUGGGAACUUCCUUAUGCCACGUGGCCCUAAAAGGAAAAAAGAACUUCCAUCUGCCUUCCCUAGUUGCCUCUGGCCUUGUGGUCCCUGAGUGCCCACUUGGAUUCUCAUUCUCACCUCCCUUCUGAAGUGCCCACAUCCAAUACCUGACCCAGGGAUCGCACAGCCUUUAACCAGUGUGUGCGUUGGGCACAACCUUUAAACACCCAGCACCUGCGGCUGUUUUAAGAUAAGGGUCAGGGACAGAUGCGACUUGUGGUUUUCAAACCACACAAUACUUGGGGUAAGAUGACCUCCCAACAGUGAACCGUUACUUCCCGUCUCCUUGCCUCCCCCCCUGCCCCAUUCUGGGGUCUUCCUGCCGCCUGCACGCAGCCCCCCAGGAGCAUUAGGGAAACCAGAUUCUCUGCUGAUCUCUCUGUGAAAUGUAAGUGUCUUGUUUUCAUAAUUAUAGCUACUGCAGUAAAGUCAUGUCUCAGAGACUAAUAUUUUGGGGAAAGGUGCCUAAAGCUUUGUUUCCACAUUGUCUGUGUUUUCUUCUACGCACAUCCCUACGUCCGGUGUUCUUGCCUUUGGUUAAUCCCCUCCCUUUUCAGUGUGGGCGGGACCUGCAGCUUGCUUCUAACCAGCUUGCCAAAGGGAAUGGGAUGUCACGUGUGAUUAUGUUAUGGUAUAUAAGGCUCCUUUUUGCCAGCAGACUUGCUUUCUGCCCUGCCGGCCUGUUGUGAGGGGGCCUAUGGAGGGGCUGCAUAGUAGCCUCUAGAAGUUAAGAGCUGAAGUCUUAAAAGUGCAAGGAAGUUACAUCUGUCAAAACCCUGAGUGAGCCUGAAAGGGAGGGAGUCUCUGGCUGGUCAAGCUCUGCAGAUGAGACCUGAGUCCUGGCCACAUACUGCUCGUAGCCUUGCACGUGGACUCAGGUAAGCCAUACUGGAUUCCUGACCCAUGGAAACCGACAUAAAUCUGUGUUGUUUUGAGCCACUAAGUUUUUAGCAAUUUAUUAUGCAGCGUAGAAAAUGAAUACACCUGCCCUCCAAGAUGUUGCCCAAAUUAUACCCCCUCUGUCUUUACUCCUUAAGAGCAAGGUUCUAUUUGUUUCUGGAUUCCCUUCUGUCACAGAGCUUUGCUCAUAGUCCUCAGAGGAGUCAGCAAAACAGGAGUUCGUGCAGGGAGUUCCCAUUGUGGCUUGGCAGACUAAGAAUCCAACUAGUAUCCGUGAGGAUGUGGGUUUGAUUCCGGGCCUCAUUCAGUGGGUUUAGGACCUAGUGUUGCUGCAAGCUGCAGCAUAGCCCACAGAUGUGGCUUGGAUCUGGCAUUGCUGUGGCUGUGGCGUAGGCUGGUGGCUCAGCUCUGAUUCAACCUCUAGCCUGGGAAUAUCCAUGUGCCUCCAGUGUGGCCCUAAAAAGAAAAAAAAAAAAGGUGUUAGUGCAUUUCUAAAAUCAUAAUUAAGCAAAGUAGGGAAAAAUUUUUAAUUUUAGGGAAAAAAAGACAAAAAAAUUGAUAUCACUUGCAUCUCUUACAGGACAUCGCACAGUUCUUUUUUUGGAGGGCCAAACCUGCCCAAAAAAGACUUCCAGCAAAAGUCCUGAGAAGGUCCCUUCUUAGUUCACAUACCCAUCCCUUAGCCAAUCGCUGUGACUAAUGAUCUACAGUGCUCUGAUUGGCCAGACCUGGGUCACAUGCCCAUCUCGAUGACAGAGGGUGGGGUCAGUGUCACCCAAAGCCCCCCGGACUGAGAUUGGGAGGAGGUGGUUUCCCAGCAAAGAAGAGAGAAGUGUAGUUAAUAGAAGCAAGGAUUCCAGGCAUCAAAAGCAUCCGUUGACCAAAACUCAUAGCUACUUACAUCAAGUGACAGAUGGGAAAUUUUGUAGUUGCUGUUGUUGUUGUCUUUUUGCCUUUUCUAGGGCCGCUCCCGCGGCAUGUGGAGGUUCCCAGGCUAGGGGUCGAAUUGGAGCUGUAGCUGCCGACCUACACCAGAGCCACAGCAAUGCCGGAUCCGAGCCACAUCUGUGACCUACACCACAGCUCACGGCAACACCAGAUCCUUAACCCACUGAGCGAGGCCGGGGAUCGAACUCACAACCUCAUGGUUCCUAGUCGGAUUCGUUAACCACUGCGCCAUGACGGGAACUCCAAGCUCCCCCUUAUUUUUAUUCUCCCUUCCUUCUCUUCCUUCUCUCCUCCCUCCCUCCCUUCUUUCAUCAGAGAGUUGCUGAUCAUCUUCCAUGGACUGCAUGUAGAGUAUAUAAGAUGCUUCCUCCCUGAGGUUGUGGGGAGAAGGAAGGCCUGGAUGUACAUGCGUGGGUUACAAACUUAAACAAAUAAAUAAUAUUUUUGUUUCUUUUUAA
Molecule: messenger RNA, 4867 nt
Organism: Sus scrofa (pig)
Lineage: Eukaryota; Metazoa; Chordata; Mammalia; Artiodactyla; Suidae
Gene: TBL2
Product: transducin beta like 2
Biological process (GO): endoplasmic reticulum unfolded protein response
Cellular component (GO): endoplasmic reticulum
Molecular function (GO): protein binding
Source: RefSeq, a predicted model, not a curated record